CCUUUCAUUAUAUGAAAUUCACUGACAAAGUCCUAAGUGUUGCCCUUUCAUAAAUUUUAAAAUUCAGUUACAAGGCAAAAGCAUAUCGGCGGAGCUUUUUAUAAACUGAACAGUCGAACUGUGGUUCACAGUGUGCAAAUUUGUAUUUCAAUUGUUGAUAUAUAUAGGGAGCAUCAUGUCGAUUCCUGAUGAUGUUUUGAACAUGGAGUUGGUUUAUGCAGACCCUUCAGAAUUGCCGAACACAUUGUUCGGCGGGGCUGACUUGGCUAGUAGCAGUGUGGAGCAGCUUUUUAAGAUGCCACUGCCAUUUAAGGAGCCAAACAUCGAGGAGAAAACUGUAGUCAACAACAAAAUCGAGGGAGUGUCGCCGGGAUAUGAGCUGAAGUACACGUUCGAGGGACAUCAGCGUCCGACUACCGCGGUUCGCUUUUGUCCUGGUGGUGAGUGGUUGAUCAGUGCAUCGACCGAUGGAUUACUCAAUAUGUGGGACAUGGCCACGGCUCAGCUGCUCAAGACAAUGACAAGCCAUUCAUUGGGCAUCAAUGACGUGGCCUGGGCGCCCGAUGGCAAAUUCUUGGUCAGCUGCAGCGAUGACAAGACUGUCAAGAUGUGGGAUCCACUUACUGGCCAGUGCCAAAAGACAAUGGUAGGCCACAAUGGAUAUGUGUUUUCCUGCAUCAUCAAUCCGCAGGCGAAUCUGAUCGCCUCGACCAGCUUCGAUUGCACCGUACGACUGUGGGAUGUGCGCAAUGGCAAGGCACUGAAUAUGAUACUCGCUCACAUGGAUCCCAUUUCAUCUGUGGACUUUAACCGUGAUGGAUCGCUCUUUGUGACCGGCAGCUUUGAUGGACUUGUUCGCAUUUGGGACACCAUCAGCGGCCAAGUGCUGAAGACGCUCAUCGACGAAGACAAUUCGCCAGUGGGCUAUGUGAAGUUUGCGCCGAACGGCAGGUAUAUACUCGCCGCCUAUUUGAACAGCCAGAUAAAGCUGUGGAACUUUCAGAAGCCGAAAUGCUUACGCAUCUACAAGGGUCACACGAAUCUCAAGUAUUGCAUCUCCGUUAACUUUUCCGUUACGGCGGGCAUGUGGAUCGUGUCGGGCAGCGAGGAUGAUUCGUUGUACAUCUGGAGUCUGCAGAGCAAGGAGCUCGCCCAGAAGCUGCAUGCGCACACACAUGAGGUCCUUUGCACCGAUUGUCAUCCAAAAUUGAAUCUGAUCGCAACGGGCGCUCUCCAAAAUUCGGACAAUCUCAAGAUCUGGCAGAGCAGCGAGACUGUAAUCGAAUUAAAUAAAUAA
Molecule: messenger RNA, 1297 nt
Organism: Drosophila hydei
Lineage: Eukaryota; Metazoa; Arthropoda; Insecta; Diptera; Drosophilidae
Product: WD repeat-containing protein 5
Exons: 1
Coding region: 176-1297 (373 amino acids)
Cellular component (GO): Set1C/COMPASS complex
Molecular function (GO): histone binding
Source: RefSeq, a predicted model, not a curated record